Messenger RNA from Vicia villosa (hairy vetch), 1673 nucleotides. Its product is annotated as iron-sulfur cluster co-chaperone protein HscB homolog. The record is from RefSeq and is a predicted model, not a curated record. Gene Ontology annotation, molecular function: ATPase activator activity; protein-folding chaperone binding. The coding region runs from base 420 to 1232 and encodes 270 amino acids. Lineage: Eukaryota; Viridiplantae; Streptophyta; Magnoliopsida; Fabales; Fabaceae. Gene Ontology annotation, biological process: [2Fe-2S] cluster assembly; protein complex oligomerization. The transcript is spliced from 7 exons.
UUUGCUUUAAUAAAAAAAAAUGUUCCCAAUUAAUCACUUUCGGUAGCCAAGUUCCAUAGCUUUCUUGUUUGCUUCUAUCACCGCAAUAACAAAAUUCACCAUCCAUAUUUGCAUAUCAUGCAGUCCCUCACUGGAAAACUCAUAACCGUUCCUGAACAUUGAACCUCGAUUUAGUUACCUCUUCCUCUCAACUCCAACCUCUUACACCUACCAACUGUUUGAUAAAAUCUCUCAACCAAACACGUCGCACGAACCACCACCGUUUAACCAUGAUAUCAAACCAAUAAGCCACGUGUUAUGUGAUUAUUCGAGAACAGAACAACCGAGUAGUAUAGCGUACAGGAUCUAAGUUUGGUCCUAAACUCAUUCUCCACCCUCCCGAAAAUCAGGAACCCUUACCUUUCGUUACUGCUUUCACAAUGACAAACAAGCUUCUCUCCACGCCUCUUUCAUCUUUCUUCAAAUUCAGAAGAACAUUAACUUCAAUUCCUCAACGUUUAUCUCCUCAUCUUAAACCUCAAUCCUCAUCACCACCCUUUGUACCUCCGUAUGAUAUUGAUAAUCUCUGUGAUGGUUACCCUACUUCCUAUUAUUAUUCGUCACUUGGGUCUCUCAGAUUUUGCAGAAAAAGUUUAUGUUCGAAACCUGAAGAGAAAUUCCAAAUUACGUGCUGGAAUUGUCAUGAUGUUCCUCAGUCAGCACCUUUCCUGUUCUGCCAAUCAUGUCGCUGCGUUCAACCGGUUGAUCAUUCCAUUGACUAUUUCGAAAUUUUUGGGACGGAGAAGAAGUAUGAUGUAGAGGGUAUCAAUUUGGAGGGGAAGUACAAGGAGUGGCAAAAGAAACUACAUCCUGAUUUAGUGCAUUCUAAAUCUCAGAAAGAAAAAGAUUUUGCUGCUGAACAAUCUGGAAGAGUGAUUGAUGCAUACCGUACACUUAGCAAGCCUUUGUCAAGAGCGAUUUACAUGCUCGAAGGAGUGGAAAUUGAUGAGGAGCAGACAAUUUCUGAUCCGGAAUUACUAGCAGAGAUUAUGGAAAUCAGGGAAGAAGUUGAAGAAGCAACUAACUCCGAGGCUUUAAAUCACAUUCGCUCCCAGAUGCAGGAGAAACUGCAAAAUUGGUCUAAUGCCUUUGCUGAUGCUUUUGAAAGACGGGACUUUGAAGAAGCGAAGAAUGUUAUUAGGAGAAUGAGAUACUAUAGUCGUGUAAUUGAGGAAGUUGUAAAGAAGCUUUGAUACAGGCUUCCAACAUAGAGCUAUUCCGAGGGGAAAUGGUAGAUCACUCAAGUCUGAAACUAUGAAAAAUUCGAAGUGGCCUAUCAGGAAAUAACCAUUUGAUUUCAUCAUUUGUAUCAAUGGACCUUAUUGUUACUUAUGCACGUCUUGAAGUUUAAAUGGUGUCACGCAUCACAAGGCACUUCCAUAGCAUGAGCAGAAUGAGUGGUCAAUCAGACCCGAUGUGUGCAACUAAAGGAUUUAUUAUAUGCAGGUAGGUAUUUUUCUCACCAGAGGAAUUUUGACGCACUUGUAUUUAAUGGAGUGGAAUGAGAGGGUUUUGUUGCAAGGAUAACAAUGUAUUCAUAAGAGGUUGUCCAAUUUGAUGUUUUUUGAAAGAACAAAAUAAUUACACCAUUUGAUUAAUAAUCAAAUAAGUAAUACAAGAAGAUGAUUCAUGAA